AUGGAAAAUGUGUCUCUGCUGGGAACAAGAGGCUUGAGCUUUUGUUCGUCUGGUGCACCGAUAUACCCCGGCAAACUCGUUGCUUCUACCUACUUUCUGGGUAUCCGCGUAUCAGGUUGGAGAGUCAUUGAAAUCGUGGUUGGGAGAGGUGUUUCGGCCAACGUGUGCUCUGAUAUUCAUUCAGGACAUACAUCUCAAAACACACCUACGAUCGGCCACGUUGGGAUCUGCCAACACAAUGUCAUUACUUCAAGUACCCAGCAGAGGGCUCGUCCCUCUCUCCUAAGCAGUUCCUAUCAAUAUAACACGACCAGGAUAUCUGUCAGAAACAGGAGAGUGAGAAUUAUGUGA
Molecule: messenger RNA, 351 nt
Organism: Cadophora gregata
Lineage: Eukaryota; Fungi; Ascomycota; Leotiomycetes; Helotiales; Ploettnerulaceae
Exons: 2
Coding region: 1-351 (116 amino acids)
Source: RefSeq, a predicted model, not a curated record